Molecule: messenger RNA, 1059 nt
Organism: Symbiodinium necroappetens
Lineage: Eukaryota; Dinophyceae; Suessiales; Symbiodiniaceae
Source: the annotation of a GenBank genome assembly
AUGCCGAAGAAGGCAGCAAAGCUGCAAGGCGAUGAUGGACAGGUCAAGGGAAAGAAGCGGCCGAUCGAGGUCUUGCAGGAGACUUCAGAACAGCUGGAGACCAAGCCUGCCAAGGCAAGCAAGGUCAGGAAGAAGGUCCUGAAAGAAGAUGCGCCCGAGCAGCCCACCAGUAAGAUCUACAUCUCAGGUGUUCCUCGGGACUGCCCAGAAAGCAGCAUACGAGAGAAGUUUGCCAAGUAUGGCACGGUUGUGGAAGUUCAAAUCCCUCCGGAUCGGCGGAGAAACAAGAAGCGCAUCGCCUUCGUCGGCUUCGCAGAGUCCAGUGCAGCGAAGGCAGCUCUAGCAGAGGACGGCGACUUACUGGACUCCAAGAUUACGGUCCGGCUAGCCGGGGCCAAGCCGGACCCUUCCAAGCUAAAGGAUGUCUCCGAGGUCCCCUCCAGCAAGGCGAAGGCAGCGAAGCUCUUCAUUACAGGUUUCGGAACAGAUGCAGAUGCUGCGGAUGCGCUGAAGCAGCAUCUUUCCAAGAAGUGUGGAGAACUGGCCAGCUUCACCGUACCCAGCUCCAGGUCGGCGAAGUCAAAGGGCGCAGCACGCGGCUUUGCCAUCGUCGAGUUCGCAGAGAUCAAAACUGCCAAAAGCGCUCUGAAGCUGAAUGGCACCAGCCUGGGCGGAAACAAACUGGUCGUUAAGAAAUAUGAGAAGAGCCGCUCAGAUGAGAAGCAGAUGCAAAAACAAGCUGCAACGAAGCAGCAGCAGUUGGAAAAGGAAAAGGCAAAGCGAGAGUUCCGUGUGGUUGUGAAGGGCUUCCAAAAGUCCACGACGAGAGCCGAGCUCGAGGAGCACUUCGGAUCCUGUGGAGAAAUCCGGACCAUUGCUCUCCCUCAGAAGGAUGGCAACCCGAGAGGCAUAGCUUUUGUAAGCUUCUCUUCUGAGGCCGCAGUCCAGGCAGCGCUAAAGCUCAAUGCCAAGGAGUUCCAGGAGAAGCGGACCCUGGAGGUUUGGCGAGCGCUGGAGAAGAGCAACAAGAAAGGUACCACGCCCAAUGAUGGCGAGUGA